GGACGUCAGGAGGCAACGUUGCGUGCGCGCUCGCGACCCCGCUUUGGCGUCGUCUCUCUGACGUCACCGCCCUCUGAUCAUCCGAAAUCCCUGAUAACACGGCGCGCGCUCCCGCUCGGCUCUGAAUGGGGGCUCAGUCCAGCUUGUGACAGCUCGUCCUGUAGUGUAACCGUAGACGCCACGGUCCGCUCAUCCAGUCGGGUCCGCUGCUUUCAGACGCGCCGGUAGUCCACGGCCCUGCUCGUCCGGUAGUACACAUUUAUUCAGGAAUGAGAAAUGAUGGCCGGCUCUGCAGCAGAGGAGAAAACCUUCCGACGGUUCUUGGAGCUCUUUAUUCGGGAGAUGAGGAUGCCUCUGCAGGAGGGCGACCCGCUGCCGACGCGCCCCUUGUCGGACCUGGUGUCUGAGGACGAAGUGGAGGGGGAAUGCCUCGACUUGUGUCUCCAGCACCUCUACAAAUAUAACUGCCCAUGCUCCCUGGCUGCCGCCUUGGCCAGAGCCACAGCAGACAGCCUCCUGCAGACUGACCUCUCCAUUCACCACCUCAAUAAGACUGUAGAAGAUGGAGCUGACCCAUUACCACAGAUGGAGUCUGUGAAGCUGGCCCGGCUGGUGUUUAAUAGACUGUUUGAGACGUGCUGCCUCUGGCUGAAGGAGCUCCCCUUCCGCCGCCGUCCACAACCAUAUUAUGAGACGUCCAUCCACGCCAUCAAGAACAUGAGGCGCAAGAUGGAGGACAAGCACGUCAUCAUCCCUGACUUCAACACACUCUUCAAUAUUCAGGAUCAGGAAGAGCAGGCUUUCUUUGCUGUGUUUGACGGUCACGGAGGUGUGGAUGCUGCCAUUUAUGCAGCCAAUCACCUUCACGUGAACUUAGUCCGGCAGGAAUCCUUCAGCCAGGACCCCAGCGAGGCGCUCUGCAGAGCCUUCAAAGUCACCGACGAACGCUUCGUGAAGAAGGCCUCGCGAGAGAACCUACGUUGUGGCACAACAGGCGUGGUGACGUUCCUGCGGGGCCGGACGUUGUACGUGGCCUGGCUUGGAGACUCCCAGGUCAUUCUGGUCAGGAGAGGGCAGGUGGUGGAGCUGAUGAAACCACAUAAACCAGACAGAGAGGAUGAGAAGCAGAGGAUCGAGGCUCUCGGAGGUUGUGUGAUCUGGUUCGGCACGUGGAGGGUCAAUGGCAGCCUGUCUGUAUCCAGAGCGAUAGGUGACUCGGAGCACAAACCCUACAUCUGUGGUGAUGCAGACCAUGGCGUCUUCCCAUUGGAUGGUUCAGAAGACUACCUGAUUCUGGCCUGCGAUGGCUUCUGGGACACGGUGAAUCCAGAUGAGGCGGUGCGCGUGGUCAGUGAUCAUCUCCAGGAGAACACUGGGGACACCACCAUGGUAGCUCACAAGCUGGUGGCCUCAGCCCGGGAUGCGGGCUCUAGCGAUAAUAUCACUGUCAUAGUGGUCUUCUUGCGGGACCCGCGCUCGCCGCCACCCACCAGCACCGAGGAGGAGGAGGAGGGUGUGGUGGAGGGAGAGGUGGCGGACGAGGAGGAGGUAGCAGAGGUGGAGGAGGAGGAGCAAGAAGAGGAGGAGGAGGAAGAUGAAGCGGUCAGGGUAGAGCGUGACGGCGGAGAGGGAGGAAGCAAUGCGGACAAUGGGGGGAAGAGCCGUGGAGGCUGGCCCCUGCAGCAGUGCUCAGCGCCCGCCGACCUUGGCUAUGAAGACCGAACUGACUCGUUCACGGACAGAACUAGCCUCAGCCUGCUGGGGCCGGCGCUGGAGGGCCGCAUCUCGCUGACCCGUGGCUCUUUCGGCGUUAGCCCCGACCUCUUCGCUGCCUCUCACAUCUUCCGAGAACGCGCACUGAGGCGCAGGUCCUGUGUCCCUUUUCAGGAGUCCAGCAUCUCUAGCUUCACGGACCCACUGUGGCCCCACACAGCCAUGCUGUUAGGCCAGGCAGUGAGGCGAAGCCGCAAGCUCGGUUAUGGUAGUCGCCGGUGGGGGCGGAGGUUGCCAAGCAGAUCCAGGGAGCUGCUAGGCCUGUUACCAUCUGGCCCCCUGCUGCCCCACAUGCAGCGCUACUCCAACCGGAAAUCCGGAGUGGCAGUGCCUCAACUGCCCCAUGAUGCCACCAUCUGAAGAGGUGACCCAGACCAAACCAUCUCCUUCAUUUCUUCAGCCCUCCUUCCUGCCCCGCAGUCCACCCAUCCACCUUUGCCUUCAACAACACGUCAACAUGUCUUUCUUUGAUAGUUGGUAGUUGUAGCUCCUGCAGUUGUUAUGUGAUUAUUGAAUCUCUGUCAGAGGAGUGGUGCUCUCUGUCCUAAGCUGAAAUGUUUCCAAUUGUAAGCUGGCCCAUUAACACAAGCCCCGCUCCUCAAUGCUGUAGGUAAAGCUCAUAACUGCAUUCUCCAUUGGGACCACUGACCAGUCAAAAUGAAGCCAGAGCUGGAAGUGCAGGUUAAUAAGAUGUGUUCAGACUGAAGGACACGGCUUACCGUAGGCACCUCACAUAAAGUUUAGGUCCGAGUACUUCAUUAACGAGGGUAUAAGUGAGGAGUUAAAGGCAAAUAACAGAAAGAACUGGACACCAGAAACAUUUAGAAGCAGUUUUGUUGAUGAGAAACAUAUUCAGUCUGAACACAUUUAAGAUUAAUUUAUGUGCUUGGUCGCUCUACAGACUAUUUUGAAGAGACAAUAUUAAAAAGAAAGAAGAUGCAACACAGAAAAGAUUAAAUCUGGUACUCGAAGAAGGAAAAAAUGAGGACGAAAUAAAAAAAAUUCACGGCUUGGUCAAAAGUAUGUGGACAAAAGUAUCAUGCACUGCAGGGAUCGGAUCCCUUUUUAGCCAUCUUUACUGUCAUUUCUUGUUACUCUCUUGUUACAAUAUAUAAAAUGUAUAAGCCAACACCAAACUACUUUUGCUGGUUUGCUCUAUAAACAUUCACACAAAGUGGACAGAUGGGGCAGGAAGAGUCAAAUCUAUCUCCGUAGCUGUAACUGAACUUCAUGCUUUAAGUGUAAUCAUCCACACACGUUUUUUUUGUAAUUCUGCAUCUCACUGUGCAGUCAUACCCAGGUAUAAAUGCACGGCGAGGUGUCACAUAUCAUCUUUUCUUCUGAGAAAGCUACUGAGAAUGUCGAGCGACCCAGCAUUAAAUUAAGCUCUAAUAGCGCAGCCUGCCUCUCUGUCUCCUCAACAAUCCCUCGGUGGCAGAUGAAUAACAUUCGUAAGCGGAGGCCGGAACAAUUGUUGCUCCUGGUUUCUCGGACUGGAAGCACACGCUGUUCUGCCCCCUCCGAUUCAGUCAAUGACCCAGCCAUUAUCCAGCCACAUUUGUCUACAGAUAAAAGCACUUAGCACCGGAUUAUAAAAGAUUAGCAGUCACUUACCUGAAUAAAUUCUUCAUGUAGUCCAUGUAGUCCAGAUGGUGAUAUGCUCCUGAGAUAAUGGGGUUUUUAGAGCGGGGGGUAUUUAAAAAAAUAAUAAUUUCAUCAUAGUUUUGGCUGUUUUUGUUUUUUACAGAAAACCCAGUGAACGAAAGCAUUUUUCCCACAGGCGUUCCAUACCUUCCACAUUACUGAGUUACUGAGGCCCAUGUCCUUUAUACACCCGGUCACUCAUUGUUUCAUAUCACCAUUAAAAACAAGUCUGGCUUGUGCGUUCAGCCCAGUCAUAUCACGAGGCUCUAACAGCAAAAGAGAUUAACAUUUUUAUUUUGCCAAAAAGAAAGUAUGAUACCACUCUCACAUCUGUCUGAUAAAUAUGAAGCUAUUACCAGCAGCUGAUUGGCUCAGCUCACUGAUGCUUACUUGUGGAUAAAACACCAAUAUCUAUCACCGCUAUGUCUAUGAAGAUAGGAGGACCAUGCAGUAUUUUCCAGCUGUAUUAUUUAUUAAUUCAGAGAAACAGGAAAUUUUCCAAAAUUUUUAAAAAACGUGGGGUCUGAUACCAGUUUUUCUAGACUGUAACAUUAAUAUUUUGUUACCUUUUGGCAGACUAUUAUGUUACUACCCAACAAACAUAUUACAUAAUUCCACAUUGUUACAUUUUGUCAUAAUAACUUGGUAAGUUUGUAUAAUUCUCUAGUAGCAAAAUAACCAGACCAGCUGGAGACGUUUUGCAACGUUGAAGUAAGGUUAUAGAAAAAUGUGGAGGUGAUAUCAUACAUGUGAGGUACAUUAUAAUGUUUUAUAAUGCUGCUUUGACUGGGCUUUCACUUUUAUGUUAGUAUUAUGUCAUUUUUAAAUGUUGAGCAAAUGUAAGAGACCAGGAGGAGGCGUUGCUGCUACACUGCCCCAUACAGAUUUUGUUGUAAGGUACCUGCUUCCAGUCUUCAAGCUAAGCUAAGCUAAUUGGCAUCUGGUUUGCAGUGGCUUCUUAUUUAACUAAGUGUACAGAAGUGAGAGUGGUUUCAACUUCUCAUUAAGAAAGUGACCCAGCCAGUGUCCCCAAAACGUAGGAGCCUAAGAGACAGCUAUCAAAAUGUAAAUAAUGAAUCACUGCAUAACAGUAUAUCAUCGACAUAACAUAGUGCAGCUACUAUUGUGCAUUCGCAUCCUCCUUAGAUGGUCCCAUUUGGGAAAAUUGUUCUUCCGACUUCCGCUGUUCAUGUAGCCUAUAGCAUUUAAUGUGAAAACAACAUGAAUGCUACAAAGAAGACAUGUUGUAUUUUCUUACUAAGUGCUUUAAAAAGUGCACACACAUAUUCAUAGCUAUAAUGAAUUAAUAUUGAUUUACUUGACUUGUUAUCCAAAGUUAUGGCAAAUAAAAAAAACAGUAACAAACAGUUAAAAAUAAAAAAAACAUUUCCAAAAUUAAUUUUCAUCACAAAUGUGUAUGAAAAAUGUGAAUUUGCACCACUAAUCAAAGAUUUCUCAGUAUGAGCCAAACACUUUGUUUCAUUUGUCUCGUAGCAACAUUUUUGCAGACAUUCAGAGUUGUUGUAACUUUAGGGCAUGUUUUGCAGUUGGUAGCUAAUUUUUCCAAUUCUUUCAACACCACAUGAAUAGACAAAUAGCUGCCACUGUCAGAGAAAUCCACUGUGGCUGACUCCCAUGGCUUCACAGAGCCUUUAUAAUUGGAUCUGAUCUAGAUUCUGCAAUGGAGAGGCCCUCUGUGCUGUCCAACAGGCUCACUUCAGGUAUCUUAUCAGGCCAUAGAAAUCUUCACUGUCAGCUUUUAUAUCACUUUGCCUGAAAAGAUAUUUCUCCCAUUUAUGUUCAUUUUUUAUAUCUUACUCCACUCAGUACAGAUCCUAUAAACAAUAAUUCAUAAUCAUAAAUACCAAACAACCAUGUAGCCAUCAAACAAUAAUCCUCUGACUGACUUUAUGUGAUAAUACUACAAAGACAGUUUUUUUUCAUAUUGGACUUAUUAAUCCCUUUCUAAUGACACUAAUAACACUUAAACCCAAUCUAAUCUCACUUUGCAUUAAAUAUAUUACCUUUUGUAUCUCACCAUACUCUAUGGCUAUAAUCUAAUGAUACUGAAAAUUUACUCUGAAAAAUAUUUACAUUUUAUACAGAAGCGUGCACUAAUCUGAUUGAUUCCUGGCCAACAAACUUUAGUUCAAACAACAGCUGUGGUUAAUAUUUUUAUGGGGUCAUUCAAUUUUGAAACAAAAACCUUGUAAAAGGUUCUCAGAUAUCCCCUCAUACCUAGCUAAAAACUGUAUAAAAAAUAAGGUUUAAAGACAGAUUAAAACUAUACGUCCAAGAAGGUUACCAUCCUCUCCAGCUACUGAGAAUGCUAACUUUUUCACAAAAGAAAACUAUUUUUGUACUGAAGGCAAAGUUAAUUAGCUCCAACAAAAAACGUUAAAAGUAAAGUAUUUUGAUGCAACCCUCUUUAAAGCUUAGGGAAAAACACAUGGAAGCAGUAUAAAUCCUACAUGACAUUCAGUUGUUAAUAUUGGACUUUUAAUGUUAGCCCACAUGAAAGAAGGCUCGGAUCAGGACUAACCAGUGUUUGGUGAUUUUAAUGUUUUUAGUGGCUGUGUUUUAAGACCUGUGGUUAAGGUCUUAGAACAUGCAUGUCUUUCCACUCAGCAAAGACUUAGCCUUUAUUUUAUUAUAUUUAUUUUGAAUCAUUAUCUAAAUUAUCUUAAGACAUUAAAAAUCACCUGUAAAACCUGAUUUAAAUUUUUUUUUUUUUUUAAAGUUUCUUGAUUUUUGCCACAAAAAUUGGAUUUUUGUUCUCCAUUAGCCACCAUUGUUUCUGUUUCUCCCACAUAAUCUGGAUUCAUUUAGUGCCAUCUCUCUCUUAGUCUGCUUUAAUACUAGUUAGCUAGUUAUCCAGUUGAGUAGAUAUAUAAAAAAAGGUGGUGCACCUAUAUAUUUUUUACAUAUUUUCCAUGCUUUAUUUGUUAUUAAAGUCCAACUUCAAAUCCAGAUUAUCAAGGGUGACCAAACGAAACAACAAUAACCAGUGAGACUGCAGCUAUUUAAUGAGGUUACAAUACGAGCUAGUGCACAGACAAUAUAAAAGAUGGAUGUAGCCCCGAUGACGUUACGAAGCUGAACUUUUUCAGUGUUUUGAAACUCGAUGCGACAACUGAUCAAUCAGAACUUGUUAGCCAGUGAGUAUACCCUGGAUAAUUCUCCUUUCUGACAAUUAACAAGCUGAACCUGACGGUUUAUUUAAUAUGACCUGAAACUCUUUACUGAGCUAUAUUUUUCCAUAGGCUUCUCUAGGGCCAGAAGUCCUUUUGCAGCCAGAGAACUCACCUCCUGGUGGCCAUUAAAAAGAAUGUAUGUUGAAGGCACUUCAUGCUGGCUUCAGUUUUCAGGCCUGGAAGCUACUCCCAUCUUUUACAUUGUCUAUGCUAACAUAUAGAAGCCCACUUUAAGGAUGGCAGCCACCUGCGCCCCCUCCUCCAUCCCUCCAGCCUGUGAAUCCAUGCACUGGUCCAAGAGGCCUGCUCGCCAUCGGAUUACUUACCUUUGUUUCUUGUGUUUUGAGGUUUGGAAAGGCUAAAAAUCUGGUUGCUACGCUUUUGUGUGGACACAUUCAUUCUUCCUGUAACACUGUACCUCCACUCUUUCCAAAUGUUAGUGAUAACCUGGUUCUGUAAACAGUUCAUCCACUUUCACUGGCUGACAAAACACCCAGCAUCACUAACCCUGUUGCUGUUGUCUCCUGUAACCAUCCUGUGGACUGAAUAGUGACGAGCAUGAGCAGAAUGUACCUCAUGUCCCAGAAUGUCCUGACAGACUUGGUGAAGAGGGUCAACAUGAGGUGUUUUUCUUUGUUUUGUUUUUUUUUUGUGAGGGUGAGAAUAGUUUUUUGAGGAAUGUACCGUCGAGACACUCAACAAACUACAGCCACUGGAUCUCUUUUUGUGGGACUGUCGCUGCAGUGUUUGUCUCCAGAAGCGUGAAGACGAUAGGCAACCAAGGAAAUCAAGUCAUCAUAAAAAAAUCACUUAGGAAUGGAUGUGUGUAUAUUAUGAGUAAUGUGAGUUAAUUGGGUGCUGGAGGAGUGUACAUAUAAUAAUUCUGUCUUGUAAAUCAAUGGUUUUAGUCCAUCAGCUGUUGAGAUAUCUACUUGAAAAAGUCAGACGGUCUGAAUCUCACUGAGGUGGCGGUGAGGAGAUGAUGAGUGUUGUCCGAUUGUGGCCUCGCUGCUGUUUCAUCCUCAUCCUGCUCUCUAUUUCCCAGAUGAGAAUAGUAAUCUGGGGAAAACAUACAUUAAAUUAUUGGCUUAAUCUUUUGCAAUAGCUUUGAUUUUUUUUAUUAGUAUCAGCCUUAAAAAAUGCCAGUCAUAUCAGUAGGUUUGCGUUACAAACACAACCAUUUUAGCUCAAAGAUUAGAGCUUUCACAAAGCCUCGAACUCUGGGGAAGCAGAGCCCGCCAUCGGGUGACAGGGUCUUGUUAUAAUGAUGGACAUAUGACACCGUUGGAAAUACAUUACAGGGUUACCUUAGCAACUGGAGCUUGGACUAUCCACCAGCCGUUAGCUAAAAAGGCAUGGGUGCGCGUCCACAAGCGAGUAGCCUAUAAAUCCCGGCCAAAAUCUCUGAUUCAAAUUAUGUCACUAACACCAAAAGACAGCGUCCAUUUCUAUGAUAUUUUGUGUACUGCAGGGGAGCAUAGUGGAGCAGUGGUGCAGCACAAUGAGACAGCCUUGGGCUCAAGCCCAUGAGCUGGCUGGGGCUUUCUCUGUGCCCCAGCUUCCUGUCGCAAAGACAUGUAUGUUAGGUUAAUCGGCGAUCUGUCAGGGUGUACCCUGCUUCUCACCAUGAUGGUUGGGAUUGGCUCCGGUCCCACUGUGUGACCCUGAAUUGGAUAAGUGGAAGAUGGACAGAUGGAUGGUGGUGAUAGAGGGGAAAUCAUGGGUCCAAAGUUGUUAGGGUUCAUCCUCUGGAAAACACGAACUUCUGAACAAACUGGGGAAAAAUAGUAGUAAUACUAUCAGUGGUCAGUUGUUAGUCAAAAUACAAAUGCAUGGAAGUGAUGCAAUGGUCUGUAACCAUAACUGUACAAAACCAUAGAAAAAGGAACAAUCGCACCAUUAUUCACUACUUAAUGAUUUUUGUAUUAAAGCAAUGGUCCAGAUAUUCUGAAUGAAUAACUCCUAGGAGAGACUCGAAAGUUUCAUUUUAUUAACAUUCAUUUCUCUAAUGCUUAGUUUAAUACAGUUUUACUUUGGUUUAGGGUUGAAAUAUUGGACUAUAGUGGCAUAUCUGUCUCUUGAGUGACCCGCUCACAGCCUGAAUACAUUUCAGAUGCAUUAUUUUAGAUCCUGAAGCCAUAUCUGUUCAAGCGGAGAAACACUAAAUAUCCAGCAAACACAGUCUGCACCAUCUGCUCCAACAUAAAACUGUAUUACAUUAAGUUUGAUGGUUUUUCAUUAGAAUGAGAUCUCCUUUGAUGUUAAAGAGUUUUUGAUAUUUGGUGGCAGUUCUGCUCUACUAUAGGAAACUGCUGUGUGCACACUGACACUCUGAAGCUAGUUUUACUCGUGCCCACUCCUGCUUUGCAGUGCAGUUGUAGUUUUCGGUGUCCUGUUGUUCAGUUUUUCAAACCGUGACAGCUCUCAGUGACCAGGAACCCCGUUGGCUGCAUUCAUGUGAAUACAGUGUUACCCAUCAUACUGAAAAACCACAGAAGUUGUCACUGUAUAAGCAAGGAAAGCAUUUGCCAUCAUUCCCUGUGGUAAAUCCUCCACCUUAGAUCGAGAAACCCUACACUCCCCGACCCGCUCACGCUCUGCUUGCUCUUAAAAAUUUCCUCCGAGUCGGACGUGUCCCCGCCCUCAUGAUGAAAGCAAGCAGAGGUUCGGCUCUGCUCUCCCAUGAUCACCGUCCAACUAUAGGGCCCUCUGUGAAUCUGCACUGUGUCUAUGUACACAAAAGCUUUUUCUUUUACUCUGUAAGCAAUAAUGACAUUGCAUUAAAAGGCUCUCUGUGGGUUUGUCUUCUGCUGAAGGAUGCAACAAAAUACAGUUGUGUUAAGCCAUACUUGAAAGGGCAUAAUGGGCGAGUCCCUGAAGUCAGUUUCCCAUUCAUUUUACCUGCAGAGGAGUCCUAAUAUGUCUCAGAUCAGCUUUGGCAUCAGAUAGAAGAAUGAAUGUGAAGCUUUCUUCUGUAAAAACAAAAAAAAAGGAGCUGGGAUAAAAGAGGCAGGAUGUUUAAACUUGUAUAAGCCAUCUGUGUGCGUUAGAAAAGGAGUCAUGACUUCUGAGACCUAUGCACUGCUCAAAUGUAGACCAGUGGAUAUGUGGUGAGUUGGGAGUAGGGCUGAGAGUGAGAGCCUCUCUCCUUCUUGUCCUCCAGGCUUGAAGACAAACCCCAUGAUUGGCUCUUCUUCAACAUGCAGGUUAGGUAAAGAAAAAAUGAUAAUAAUAAAAAAAUGUAAAACACACACUGAGUACCUGUAUUAUCUGUGUUCCUGUAGUAUAUAAAUAUGUGUAUUGUAACUGGUGACUAAUUAUGUAUAUAAAGAUUAGACCAAG
Messenger RNA from Oreochromis niloticus (Nile tilapia), 9953 nucleotides. It is a transcript of the gene ppm1e, whose product is annotated as protein phosphatase, Mg2+/Mn2+ dependent, 1E. Gene Ontology annotation, biological process: protein dephosphorylation; negative regulation of protein kinase activity. The record is from RefSeq and is a predicted model, not a curated record. Bases 277 to 2133 code for a protein of 618 amino acids. Gene Ontology annotation, molecular function: cation binding; protein serine/threonine phosphatase activity. The transcript has 8 exons. NCBI's taxonomy places the organism in Eukaryota, Metazoa, Chordata, Actinopteri, Cichliformes, Cichlidae. Gene Ontology annotation, cellular component: nucleus.